AUGGCGCUUUCAAUGGAGAGGGUGCGGCGGGCAAUUGUUGAUCCACAUGACAAUGACGAAUGGGCGAUGGAUUUGUUGCGAGCUGUGAAUCUGCGCGGACGAGCGAAUGCUCGCGAGGAGGGCGUCAAGGCCCCCGGCCACGCGCUCCUCUCCAUUAGCAAAUCUCUCGUCGCCGGCGGCGUCGCCGGUGGAGUAUCACGGACUGCUGUUGCACCACUUGAGAGGUUAAAAAUUUUGCUUCAGGUCCAGAAUCCUCAUAACAUUCAGUACAAUGGAACUAUUCAGGGCCUCAAAUACAUAUGGAGAACUGAGGGUCUUAGAGGACUAUUCAAAGGCAACGGUACUAACUGUGCACGAAUUGUCCCAAAUUCAGCAGUGAAGUUCUUUAGCUAUGAGCAGGCAUCUAGUGGGAUUUUGUGGCUUUAUCGGAGGCAAUCUGGCAAUGAGGAUGCUCAGCUUACUCCUGUAUUGCGUCUUGGUGCUGGAGCAUGUGCUGGAAUCAUUGCCAUGUCUGCCACUUAUCCUAUGGACAUGGUCCGUGGCAGGAUUACUGUCCAGACUGCUAAUUCCCCUUACCAGUAUAGAGGAAUGUUCCAUGCAUUGAGCACAGUUUAUCGGCAAGAAGGCUUCCGUGCUUUAUACAAAGGGUGGCUUCCUUCUGUUAUUGGAGUUGUCCCAUAUGUUGGCCUCAACUUUUCAGUCUAUGAAUCUCUGAAGGAUUGGCUGAUUAAAUCCCGACCAUUUGGACUUGGCGAAGACCAAGAGUUGGGUGUGGUGACUAGGCUCGCUUGCGGUGCUGCUGCUGGAACUGUUGGCCAGACUGUUGCCUACCCUCUUGAUGUUAUUCGUAGAAGAAUGCAGAUGGUUGGAUGGAAAGACGCUUCUACCAUUGUUAGGGGCCAAGGGGGAAACUCAGUUGAAUAUACUGGAAUGAUUGAUGCUUUCAGAAAAACUGUGCAUAGUGAAGGAUUCGGAGCCUUGUACAAGGGCCUAGUUCCCAACUCAGUGAAGGUGGUGCCAUCCAUUGCCAUUGCAUUCGUUUCAUACGAGGUCGUGAAAGAUAUUCUCGGAGUGGAGAUGAGAAUAUCAGACUGAAGCAAGGAUUCCAAUUGUUCACUGCUAUUUUUGUAGGUGGAUGGAUAGGGAAAUGAGAGGACAUAAGAGAGCUGAACAUGUUCAGUAUUUCUUGGCUCCAUGACCUUUUGUUGAUAUCCCCAACUGGUUGAGAGAGGAAUCCACAUCUGGAUGCAUCCGCCUCCAUUUGAAUAAUAAGUUGGAUUUUAACCUAGGGGUUUAUUUGCCUUGUUUCAUGGUAUCUAUUAUCAUUAACUUUAUUUGUGGGUGAUAUUGGUAUUGUUUAUUACUAGUUUUAGUAGUUAUGUACUAUGUAGCUGAUUUCCUCUAUUCACAUCCUUUGUGUGGGACUUUAGGAUGAGCAGGAUAAUAAUAAGGAAGGUGCGUUAUUUUGAUGUUUUGA
Messenger RNA from Asparagus officinalis (garden asparagus), 1477 nucleotides. RefSeq names its product mitochondrial adenine nucleotide transporter ADNT1-like. NCBI's taxonomy places the organism in Eukaryota, Viridiplantae, Streptophyta, Magnoliopsida, Asparagales, Asparagaceae. Gene Ontology annotation, biological process: transmembrane transport. The record is from RefSeq and is a predicted model, not a curated record. The transcript has 9 exons. Bases 1 to 1095 code for a protein of 364 amino acids.